UGAUAGUAUUUUUGUCAAAUGGCGUUGUUAACUAAUUAUAUAUCCCAUCUACUCCCCCUUAGUUCCACAAACCAAACACCCACCAUAGACGCCAGUCGGCCGACAAACUGUUUGUCGGCGGCGAACCUAUCGGACAAAAAGACGUCGACCAUAAAACGACAUGAGUGGGAACCUCCGUACAAUAAUUCCGGUUGUGUCGUCUGUGUUUGACCUUAUUCGCUUGCGUAAGCCAAUCCCACUCUUUGUCGGGCCAAAUCUGAACUACCCAACCUCUCUCUCUCAUUACACCGCUCUCAUUUCCAUACCCACCACUACUUCCACAAGCUCAUCAUCCUUCACUUCCCUAACGACAAAGCCCCUCAACCCACGUCGCCGUCUGAUGUCAUCUCCGGCGGCCACUAUGUUCCACGACAACCCGCUUGUCAACGAUAUAUGUGCCACUGCUGUUUCCGGUGCUGUCGCUCUCUUCUUUCUUCGACUUUGGCAAGAAACCGCCAAACGCGGGCUCGAACAGAAACUAAACAGGAAGCUCGUGCAUAUAAGCAUUGGCCUAGCUUUCAUGCUUUGCUGGCCAUUGUUCAGUCCUGAGUAUUACGGAGCACUCUUAGCAGCUUUGAUUCCAGGUGUCAAUAUCAUAAGGAUGCUUCUCUUGGGACUUGGAAUUACAAAAGAUGAUGCUACAGUGAAAUCAAUGAGCAGAUUUGGAGACCACAGGGAGCUUCUUAAGGGACCACUGUACUAUGCCAUAACAAUGACCCUGGCUUCUAUAAUCUAUUGGAGAACAUCGCCUGUUUCAAUUGCAGUAAUAUGCAACCUAUGUGCUGGAGAUGGUGUUGCAGACAUAAUAGGACGGCGAUUUGGUAGGCAGAAAAUUCCCUACAACAAAAAUAAAUCCUUAGCUGGUAGUUUUGCAAUGGCGUCUGCUGGAUUUUUAGCAUCUAUCGGGUAUAUGUUCUAUUUCUCCUCAUUUGGAUUUGUACAGAAAAGUUGGGAAAUGGGAUUUGGUUUUUUGGUCAUCUCUCUCGCCUCGGCGCUGGUGGAAUCACUCCCUAUAAGCACUGAGCUGGAUGACAACCUCACGGUUCCCCUGACCUCUAUGCUUGUGGGCUGUCUUGUUUUCUGAUAUGAGUUCCCCGUUGUAAUUGUGGCUCAAGCAAAAAAGUGUAAGAAAUUAUAAGUUCUGAGAACCAAUUUCUUGUAUUUGGCCAACAUAGGUGCAGGUGUUGCAUCUUAUUUGCUCACUGGUAUUAUUAGUGUAUGUCUAACCGUGAUAUUCACCAUUGUUGUAGUAUGUAUGAUGUUGGAAGUCGGUUCUUCUUUCUUUCCUUCAUGGAGGAUCUGUUCAUUCUUUUUACAAUCUGCAAGUAAUCAGUAUCAAGUGCAGGAAUGCAACUUGUUCAUGGUUUUAUUUGUUA
Messenger RNA from Ziziphus jujuba (common jujube), 1415 nucleotides. Its product is annotated as probable phytol kinase 3, chloroplastic. NCBI's taxonomy places the organism in Eukaryota, Viridiplantae, Streptophyta, Magnoliopsida, Rosales, Rhamnaceae. The record is from RefSeq and is a predicted model, not a curated record. The coding region runs from base 161 to 1123 and encodes 320 amino acids. The transcript has 6 exons. Gene Ontology annotation, molecular function: kinase activity.